This is a messenger RNA of Vitrella brassicaformis, 1106 nucleotides long. The record is from the annotation of a GenBank genome assembly. Lineage: Eukaryota; Vitrellaceae.
AUCGAAAGGAAGGUCAAUUGACAGUACGAUGGAUGCACCGACCAGUCCAUCCCCACAGCAACCACUAGUUAGACAACACCACCCCGACGCACACACGCUGCAGAAAAGAUCAUCCGCUCUCCCCUUUAACCUCCCUCCCUCUCUCCCUCUUUGCCGGCUAUAAGACAGGCAGACGCUGCUCAGCCUCUGUGUGCUAGGGUAUUCAUUAUAGCUAUGUGUGUGACAAGACUGACCGAACAGUCGCACAGUCUGUCUGCCAGUCAGCUGGAUCAACCGACCGACAGUCACUUGACGAGUCCUGCGAGCAAUCAAUAAGUGGCCAUACAUACCAUCCACACUCACCCACGCAUGACACACACCCGACGCACGUGAACGAUGCCCGGCUUCCUUCCUUCCUGCGCUCUUGUUGCCCAUCCUUCCUUACCAAGUCCGGUGCCCCUGUCAGCAUCCCCGUGCAUCUCCUCGUUGAGCCGCAUCAUCCGCAGGAACUCCUCCUCGUGCUUUCGACGCUCCUCAUCCACUUCCCCCUCCCCCUCCCCCGCCCCGUUCUCCUGGUCCUUGGUGUUCUUCUUGGCCUUCUUGGCCGCCCUCUCCUUCCCCUCCUUGGCGGCUGGCGCCUCACCAGCCUUCACAAACCCCUGCAGCGGUGCACUUGAGACCGCCUUGGGCUUGGCCGAGUUGCUGUUGGGUUCGGCGGUGGAGGGUGCGGAUUUCUUCUGUCCUUGCAUGCUGAGGAACUGCUCUCAUCGGAAAGGGCAAGCCACGCUCAUCAUCACACCCGGCGGGCGCAUCUGAUCAUCCGCUGUCUGUCUGUUUAUAUAGCGCCUGCAUCCUUACCAUCUCGAGGAAUGAGCCGUCGUUCUUGAACUUGUUGGCGGCAGCCGCAGCAGGACCACUCGUCGAGGCGGUCUUGUCGCCGUUCUCCUCAGUCCGCUUGUCCAGCUCCUCCGCUUUUCGCUUCCUGCUGUCGUCAGGCAAUUCAAGGUCGGCCAUCGCAAUGCCACCUUGCCCGUUCAAAAGGCGCCGAUCGUCUCCCCUUCUCUGUCACAACACCUAAGCACCUGCUCCUGCUCUUCACCCAGUCGGCAGCUCAGGGAGAAGAGCGG